Messenger RNA from Acaulospora colombiana, 158 nucleotides. The record is from the annotation of a GenBank genome assembly. Lineage: Eukaryota; Fungi; Glomeromycota; Glomeromycetes; Diversisporales; Acaulosporaceae.
CCGCCGUUGAUGCAGCCGACGCCACUGGAUGGACGGACCCGAUUAUGACAAGGAUCAUAGUCUCAAAUAUCCUUGGCGUUGAGAAUAACCCGACUUUUGUGAAGCGUCGUGCUCUCCACUGUAGAUGUCUGUAUGAAGAGGCAGUGGUUGGGUCCAAA